CCCAGCGGCAGGGAGGACGUCGAAAGGAAGUUGGCGAAUUCACCUGUUGCCACUCGAAGACACUCACGUUAACGAGCCAAACAGUUAACCGAGCCGCCCGGCAGCAGUGUCCUUCGUCGAGACCUUCAUGGACAAACUCAAGAGAGUGCUGAGCGGCCAGGACGGAAACGAUGAUCUCAAUGUACUGCAGGCAGCAAAUGAGGCCUCCAGCUUGAGCUGGAGUACGAGAGUGAAGGGCUUCUGUGCCUGUUUUGCACUGGGUGUGCUGUGCUCAAUUCUGGGAACAUGUUUGCUGUGGGUGCCCAGAAUUGGAUUACUGCUGUUUAUCAUCUUGUACACCUUUGGCAAUAUCGCGUCUCUCGUCAGCACCAUGUUUUUGAUGGGACCUCUGAAGCAGCUGAAGAGGAUGUGUGAGUUGACCCGGGCUCUGGCCACUGCAGUCAUGCUGACCUGCUUGAUUUUGACACUCUGUGCUGCGUUCUGGUGGAAGAACAAGGGUCUUGCUCUGCUGUUCUGCGUUUUUCAGUUUUUGGCUUUUGCUUGGUACAGCAUCUCCUACAUACCGUUUGCGAGGGACGCAGUGAUAAAAUUAUUCUCCAUGUGCCUGAAGUGAAGAGUGUCUGUCUGCACCUAACUCUGGGACACGAGGCAGGGCAGCACUGCACAAUCCAGUCACUCCAAACUCUAUCCCUGCUUUUAGGACAGUAAAGCACCUACUUGGCUACCUGGCAGGAAACGAAGCACGAGAACUGUUGGUUAUUACCGACAGUAAUAACACAGAUGCAGCAUAAAUAGGAGCCUCCUUGACCUCUUGACCUCAAUCAUUUCCCUCUUCUGUUGCAUGGCGGCUCUCAGUGCCUUCCAAAACACAAAAGCACAAACUGAUUGGCACAUUAAUCUCUCACAGAAUUGAUAUUACUUUCCCAAUAUUGCUGCCAGUUAUUUUAGCAAAUGGACCAAAAGCAGGAAUAGAGCUCGGGUUAUGGUGACAUCAUGGCUAGGGCCUGGUUCUCCUCUUUUGUACUGAACUCUUUUUUUUUUUUCUUGCUGCUGAUUGUAUAUCACAGGGUCUUAAUGAUGUGAUGCCUACCUAAUGUAUGUCCCUGAUGUUUACCUGAGAAAAUGGGGGAGGGGGGGAAUCAAAAUGAAGAACUGUAGUACUGUAGGCUUAGGGGUACGGGUGCCUUUUUCACAUGAUUACUGUAUGUCCACAUCUUGCCAUCUACUCCCUAACGAACUUGAGUGCUUAACCGUUAAAUGCCAGUUAGGACACAAUUAGUCUAGACAUUGCUAUUGGUGUAGCCAGCAAAUCAAUAUAUGAAAUGUAAGGAAUUCUUAUCUUGGUGCCUUAAUUGGCAGAAGAGAAAAACAUCUGGGUAGUACCUUUCUGCAGGGCAGUAGCCAGGAGUCGGGCUGGAUUGUGGGUUCUGAAGCAAAAUCCACCACUGGCUUUCUCAAGUUUAAUGCAUUGUUUCUGUCUCUGUAUCUCUUUCAUUUAGUUGCAGUCGGCAAAAUUCCUUUAGAAGCAGUGUUUAACUAUUUUUUAAAAAGCCCGACUCCUUUGCUACUUUAAAAUCGAUAUUUUUGCUGGCAAAACUUGUUUAAACUGUUGGUAUUUCCUCAAAAUUAGUUUCUGAAACAAAGCAUAGGAUGCGUUUUAAUUUUUGACUCCCAGUGAUGAUUUUUUGAUUCGUAACGUGUGAUUUUGAUGAUCAGUUAUUUUAUCUUCCCCUUUUUCAUAUGGCGCUUGGCGCUUUUGAACUAGCGUAAGGUACAGCUUUUUUGUGAUUUUUUUUUUCUGUUGACACAAACACUGACAAUACUUAACAAUUAUGAGAAGAACCAGACAACAAUAACCAGAUGCCACUCAUUUCUGCCACUGUAGAUUAUUUCAGAGAUGGGGCUAUGGCAAACGGUUGCUGUAUAUAGGGACCAGAAACACAUUCGGGGUCCAUAGUUUUGCCACUUGUGGCGGUGAGUGUGGUCUGUGGAUCUUUGAACCCCAGCAGGCCCUGUAAUGAUUUGGAAGCCACCUGCUAAUUCCUAACCUUGUGCAUGCCUUAACAUCACCAGUUCUGUUGCCCUUAACUGUUUCAGAAGAUCUGCCAUACACUUUUGAUGACUAUAGUCUAACUGAGGGCAAGACACUAAAUAUUUCUCAUGCAUUUGGUGUGGUCAGUUGUUACUGAUACUUUCUGUAGAUGCGGCACAGAUCUUUCUCUUUGGAUUCUAUCCCUUGGUGGUGGAGGGCUGCCGUGUGCCUAGACAUUUGUAGCAGAUUCCCAAACCGUUUCACAGUGCUUGCAGACAUUGGCGCAGAAAUCAAAUGUUCUAGAACUGGGCCGUGUGCCAAGAAAACCUUGGCCUAUUAUAUAUGCUGCCGACGUAAGGACAUUUUGUAAAACCCAGUUCUACAGAAUCUGCCUUUGUUUUGUGUACGUUUUGUUUUUGCUGGAAUGUCUGCCUGCCAUUUUUUUUUCCUCCUUGGAUCAGGAAUAUGUGCUAGAGGAAACUCGGUGAAUAUCGUGUUUGGGGAAUAUGUUCUCUUGUACGUGCAUCGUGGAGUUGCUACUGACCUGCGGGUCACCCUGGGUUGAUCUGUGGCUGAAUCACUUUCACAGCCAGAGUGUCCCACCUGUCCGCUGCGGAAACGUCACUUCCCAGUGCGCUCUGAAACACUGUCGCACUCGGAGAGCACGUGCGGCUCUUAAUCUGGUAGCGCUGUCAGGCUGGAACGCAGAAAUGAAUGGCUGAAUAAGUCUCAUUCCCAACUGUGUGGAAAUUUCCUCUUCAAAAUGUUUAGUGCAGCUCUUUUAAAAAAGGCCGUGGUUGGCGCCUCCAUUACUGUGGGAUUCAGCUGUUCAACUGCCAUUGAUGUGUAAAGGAAGAUCACUCCCCUGUUGCCCAUUUAUUCGACUGUGCUAGUGUUUGACUUUACCAGAAUGCCUUUCUCCAGCUUUGUAUUCCUAAUGCUGAAAUUCAAGGGCUUUUAGUUUUCAUUCCACCUGAGCUCUUAACUGUGUUAAUUAUUGACUUAAAUGGACCAGUUUAAUCUUUUUCCAGUCUCUGAACUUAGUGGUUUAAAGAGACCUAUAAAACCUACUAGAUUGCACGCAGGAGUACCGCAGUUGUGCAUCUUUGCUGUAGACUAGUUUUUAAUUACACUAAUUUCUUAUUUGUAGCAGAUUCUUAAAAAAGGUGGGAACAUUUAACAUAUUUAUGUACAUGAACUAUAUGUGCUGACCUAUUUUUACCUCUUCACUAAUAUUUACACUGGAACAGUUUUAUUUAUCCUAGAUGGAUAUACAGGGUGUACUGAUUACUUGUGGCUUUAUUUUAUUUAAUUAUAAUAAAUGAUGUUCUUUUUAGUAUGCAUGUUGUGACAUUGCUGUGAGUGUUGGAGGUAUACCAUUAUUUUUUUUUUCUCAAAGGGAAAAUUAACAAAACUUUGACCACAUCUGUCAUUUACUCAGAGUCAAUGAAAGACAAAUAUUCAGUUGACAUGAGAACAUGAAGUCAGGUCCGUUUGAUUUCUUAACUUGAUUACAGUGCUUUGAAAUAAAAACUGUUGAAAUCCACAAAGAAGCCAAGAAAAGUGUGAAUACAAAUUCUGUUUGGAAAUCAGUAGCAUGUUGGUGCUCUGUGUUUUUUUUUCUCAGAAAACUCCAUACCUAAGUUAUCUCCCAGUAAUUUUGAUUAUUUCGUUCUCUAAAAACUGUUUUUAAACUGGCCUUCUUUUGAAGAAUUAUAGAAAAAACAUUUAUGAAUCCAUAAAGGAAGAUUGGACCACAGAACACAUCUGAAUUGUGUAGCCUUCAGCAGUACUUUUGGAAUGCCAGUUACAAUUUAGUUGUGCUCCUGAACUUUACUUUAUCAACCAUAAGCAGCUAUAUCUGAAUCCUUCUUAAAACAGUCCAUCUACAGAUUGACCACAUUCCAUUGGGGGUAAUGUUCUCUUGUGAUGAAGGAAGCGUAGGCUUCAACUGGUGAUGUCUCCAUAGCGACUGUAAGACUGGAAUCCAGGAUAUUAACAACUGCCUGAAGUUCACCUGAACUUUUUUAGUUCUGAACAGCUAGCCACCAGAGAGAAUGUAUAACAUAUUCCAAAGAAAGUUUUAUUGUAAUAUUCUUCAAAGGAGCAGAUUCCUGACACUAGACCAGAGAAGGGAACCCCUGUUGUACACUGUGCAGUCCUUUAUUUUCUACACAAUUCUCUAUUGGAACUUAAUUCUGUUUUUGAAUGGUGUCACAUUUUAUUAAUAAUGGAGGUAGUAGGUUAGUUGUGGCUUUUGUGAAAAUCACCCAGGCUACAGUUCCCCUCGUUGGCUUGAGAUCAGCGUAGUGAUAGGCAGUUUCAUUAGGUCUGGAUAACUGUGAAGUGUCUCCUUCAUGAUACAUUUGCUGGUAGUCUGUAGCUCAAUUCUGUAAUACAAGACCAAAUGACACUUUUUAGCCCCAGUUCUCCUACAUGGAGAAAGAAUGGGAAUAUUGUUUAAACAUUUGCUUAAUGACUCAUGACCAAUAUCUAACUCCAAAAUACUAUCAAGAAAAAAGCGUUUUACAAAAACAUGUUCUUUGGAAAGAUGUAUUUUUUAUAUUUUAAGGUGAACAAAAGCUAAAUAUUUAAAACGUUAUCCAUUCAGCCUCUAAAUUGUAUGUGGAAUGCACUUUGUGAAUUUUUUCUAUCCUGCCUAUAAUGGAAUAUAUUUCUAUUUUUGCUAUGUGUAUAAAAUUUUGAACCCAGUGAUGUCUGAACAGUCUGUUUUAUAUUGGACCCUGUGGCACACCUGCAUGGUAUGGAGAGAUAAGGACUCUCGUGGCCUUUGGUUAUACAACUUUGUGAUUGUUUUUAUAUGCUUCUUCUCUUUUGACCAGUAUUGUGAAGGGAAUGAUCCUUAAUGCAGAGCUGUAUUGAUUAUUUUUUAAUCAUGUUAAGUGAAUGUUUUGUAGGUUCAUUUACAUACGUCAUUUAUAUUAUUAGGAAAGUGUUUACUUUCAGACACAUAAGGCCUGACUUUUUGUAAAAAGCAAAUAACGGACAAAUCACAAUCACUUUCUAUUAUGCUGUGCCAGUGUUACUUGAAUCCCCUGGAAUGAAAUCUAGUGUUUAAUGAAUAACCAUGUUGCUCCUGUAGGCUUUACUCUUUUUUUUGUAGAUUAUUGUUUAUAUUUUGUUCCUCUGCUGGGAUGUUGUGGCCUUCCAUUAACACCUUAUUGUCUUAGCCUGUACAUAAUAAAUAGUUUAAUCCUUG
Messenger RNA from Lepisosteus oculatus (spotted gar), 5252 nucleotides. Its product is annotated as vesicle transport protein SFT2B-like. Gene Ontology annotation, cellular component: membrane. The record is from RefSeq and is a predicted model, not a curated record. NCBI's taxonomy places the organism in Eukaryota, Metazoa, Chordata, Actinopteri, Semionotiformes, Lepisosteidae. Gene Ontology annotation, biological process: vesicle-mediated transport.